This is a messenger RNA of Talaromyces marneffei, 1032 nucleotides long. RefSeq lists its product as uncharacterized. The record is from RefSeq and is a predicted model, not a curated record. Lineage: Eukaryota; Fungi; Ascomycota; Eurotiomycetes; Eurotiales; Trichocomaceae. The coding region runs from base 1 to 1032 and encodes 343 amino acids. The transcript has 2 exons.
AUGGCUCUCCUAUCCACUCUCAGCGACGUCUCAACAUGGACGUCACUCGUAUCUUGGAAGACGGCGCUGAUAGUCGCAUUCGCGCUACUCAACCGGAAAUCCCUGCCAUUUGCAUGGACAUAUAACGUCUUCUACCAAAUAUUCCGCAAUCUCCGUCGUGACCCCCUCAAGCUAAACUUCACCCCCAAAUUCGCCCCCGUUGACCUUCAUGGCCGCCCAACCCACCCGGUGUUUGCUGCGGCUUCAUUAAACAGCUACGUCUCCAUCAUGGAAACAGACUACAACAUCCACAAAUCCAACAGCACAUACUUUGCGGACAUGGACAUUUCGCGUACUGCUGCCGUUACACCUCUAUACACCCCCGGCGCCGGGAUCGUGAGCAAAGAACUCGACGAAGAAAUCGCCGCUGCGGCUAUUGCAGAGGGCAAACCCGCCCCAAAGAAGAAGCUGCCUAUGUUCAUUGCGUUGGGGGCCACGUAUUGCUCAUUCAAGAGGGAGAUCAAGCCUCUUCAGCGAUUUGAGUUAAGAUCGCACGUUGCGGCUUGGGAUGAGAAGUGGAUGUAUAUCGUUACCGUAUUUCUUAUCGCCGAUAAGAAAAAGGGCGCGAAAAAGGGGGACAAGACGGUGGCGGCGAUUGGGUUGAGUAAAUAUUGUAUUAAGAAGGGUCGCUUGACGGUUCCGAUCGAGAGGGUUUUUAGGGCUAGUGGAUUGUUACCACCGCGUCCUGACAACACCAGCCCAGCCAAUGGUCCUGCGGUGACGACAGCGACGAGCUCGGCGAUCGAUACACCGGGAACCCUGGACGGUUUGACGGAUACAACCCUCGACGAAAUCAAGCUUGUGCAAGAAGUCUCGAAGCUAGGGGAUCAGGCGCCGGAGAUCCUACAUAAGCAGCAACAGCAAAAUGCAGCGUCGUGGUCGAGCGAAGAAUGGACGUGGGAUCGCAUUGAGGAGCAGCGGAAGAAGGGAAUGGAGAUGGUGAAUGGGUAUAUUGCGUUGGAGAGUAACUUGUUUCGUGAUUGGACGAAUUAA